Molecule: messenger RNA, 2547 nt
Organism: Toxotes jaculatrix (banded archerfish)
Lineage: Eukaryota; Metazoa; Chordata; Actinopteri; Toxotidae
Gene: lcat
Product: lecithin-cholesterol acyltransferase
Exons: 9
Coding region: 259-1713 (484 amino acids)
Biological process (GO): lipid metabolic process
Molecular function (GO): phosphatidylcholine-sterol O-acyltransferase activity
Source: RefSeq, a predicted model, not a curated record
AGCCUCAUGAAACAAACGCGACUUUGUGAGACGCGCCGGUUAUAAAAUGUCCUAAUUAACAGAAAACGGUUGGAGCAUCAGUUCGCUGAUGAAGCCUCUGGCGUUGUCGCGACUCUGUAUCCGUGGUCUUGAAGUUCUGGAGUUUACGAGAAGCCUGAAGGGAGCACCAGCUGUCCGGAAACUUGUCGCUGCCCGGACACUCACAGCUGGAUUCUGCUGAGUGUGAAGGGAAGAGGAGGCUUUGGCUUUGAAGAGUGAAUGUGGUUUUCCCGUAGAACAGGUAAUAAAGCCAAACGUCGCCGCUGUUCUGACCUCACGUUUUCUGGCCGGCCCGCCUCUCCCUCCGCCUCCAGCAGCAUUCAAACCGAGGCACAGCUCUGUCCCACAGCACAGCUGGUUGAAGGAAACAUGGGGUCCGCUGGACAUCUCUGCUCGGUGCUGCUGGUUGUAUUUCUGCUGGGGCUCCAUCACUCCUCAGGUUUCUGGGUCGUCAACGUUGUCUUCCCACCCAACGCCAAACCCAGAGUCCCAAGCAACAGCACUCCACCGCUCAUCAUCGUACCCGGGAACUUGGGGAACCGUCUGGAGGCUAAGAUAGACAAGCCGACGCUGGUCCACUGGAUGUGCUACAAGAAAACUGAACACUGGUUCCCCCUGUGGCUUGACCUCAACAUGUUCAUGCCUAUAGGUGUAGACUGCUGGAUCGAUAACAUUAGACUUGUUUACAACCGGACAACUCGGCGGUCAUCCAACUCACCAGGGGUGCAGGUGCGAGUGCCAGGAUUUGGGCAGACCUAUCCCAUUGAGUUUCUUGACAAUAACAAACUGGCUGGUUAUUUUUACACUAUGGUGCAACAUCUGGUCAACAUAGGCUACACCCGAAAUGAGACUGUUCGAGGAGCACCGUACGAUUGGAGAUUAGCCCCUAAUGAGAAUAAAGAGUAUUUCACACAGCUGCAGGACCUGGUUGAAGAGAUGUACAACCAGUACCAGCAUCCUGUUUACCUGCUGGGACACAGCAUGGGUUGCCAUUACGUCCUCUAUUUCCUCAACCACCAACCUCAGGCCUGGAAGGACAAGUACAUCAGAGGCUUCAUUUCCCUGGGAGCUCCAUGGGGGGGUGCUGUUAAACCACUUAGAGUCCUGGCAUCAGGUGAAAAUGACGGCAUCCCGAUGAUUUCCAACAUCAAGAUCCGCGAGGAGCAGAGGAUGACGACGACGAAUCCCUGGAUGCUGCCAUCUGAAAAAACCUGGCCGAAGGAUCACGCGUUCAUCUCCACACCGACUUUUAACUACACCAACCAGGACUACCAGCGCUUCUUCAGAGACAUCAGUUUUGAGGAGGGCUGGUACAUGUGGGAGGACACCAAGAACCUCACUGGUGAUCUCCGCCCACCUGGUGUUGAGGUGUGGUGUAUGUAUGGCGUGGGGCUUCCAACUCCUAUAACAUACAUUUACGAUGAGGAGUUUCCCAAUGUGGAUCCGGUGGACUUUAUUUACGCCGAUGGGGACGACACGGUGGACAGCUUUAGCAUGAGUCUUUGCAAACACUGGGCGGAGCAGCAGGAGCAGCCUGUCCAUAUAACGGAGUACAGAGGGCUGGCCCACCUGGACAUAGUGUUCCACGAAAAGGUGCUCAACCAAAUCCAGCAUAUCCUGGAAGGCAAAUCAGAGACACCUCAAGAAGUUGAUGUCAGAUUUGGAAGCAUUUAAGAGUUAAAAAAACAUUGAGAGCUGGAUUUUUACAUAGUUGACUUUUGAGUCAGUUCAGGUGUUAAGCAAAAAACACAUUCCACAAGGCUCCAACACUGACUAGCGCCCCCAUCUGGACCCAACAAGUGUAACAGUUCCAAACCAAUCUGGACUUGCAAGUAACCUAACCCUGAGCCCUCAGCCCGUAAACAUGACCUUCUUAUCAAAACUAAAUGCUGAUGACCUGCCUUAUGGGUUAACCCCGAUCUGUUUAUUUAUAUUCUCGGGCUGUCUGUUUUGUUGUGUCUCCCUCUUAUUUGAUGGUGAUCAUGAUGAGACAUAUGGUGGUAAUCAUGGCACACAUCAAUAGUUACAAACAUAGUAAUAGUGAUUUUUAUUAUUAUUAUUAUUAUGAUUCUUUUGAUGUUGUAACCUGUGUAGUUUUAUCACAGUUCAUUCAGGAAACUUCAGUUCCUGUUACAUACAUCUUACAAAAAAUAUACAGUUCUGUUUUGGUUACUUUUGAUGGAUGAUUAAUUAUCAUCAUUAUUGUAUGAAAAUAUACACAUGCCCAGUGACAAUAUAUUGUUAUAUUAUGUGGGUGAGUGAACAGACAGCCUGUUCUUAUUGUGUAUGAUAUCACUGUAAUAUUUCUGGUACGAUUUAUAUAUUUUUAGAUAUCCGUAAAAUACAUUCUCUAAAAAUGAUCAUUUUGCGUCAGGCACAGGUAGUAGCUUGCAGCUUGCAGCUUGCACAUGAAACUAAUGUUGUAAAAUGAUAAGGAUAUUUUAUAUAUUGCUGUGUUAACAUGCCAUAUUUGAAUGUUUCCACGUAUAAUAAAAGCAUCUAUGGUAA